Messenger RNA from Dibothriocephalus latus, 648 nucleotides. NCBI's taxonomy places the organism in Eukaryota, Metazoa, Platyhelminthes, Cestoda, Diphyllobothriidea, Diphyllobothriidae. The record is from the annotation of a GenBank genome assembly.
AUGGACUGCCUGGACGAAUUGGAAAAUCGAGCACCGUCGUCGCAGGCGGAAGCGCUCAACUUACCCGUAUCGCCGUCUUCCUUUCUUCCCUUCAGCAAUGGCAAUACUACUAGUGGCAGUGGUACACGUACUCGGGACGCGUUCGAUCGCCUUGAGGAUCUAAGUGAUCUUAGCGAAUCCGAGCGGGAUCAAUUAGCCGUUCUCGACAGCGUACGCGCCCUUUAUGACCCAGAGUUCGUGAAGGAUGCCGGCACCACAGGACUCAAAGUUGAUAUUGCUGAAUAUUACACUCUUAAUAUUGGGGCUGAACCCAUUCGCGCUACGGAAGCCCUUUUCGAACGAAGUCUCAUUGGUAGCUCGCAGGCGGGCGUGAGUGAGUGCUUCUCGUGGAUACUUCGGGACUCCUCCGUGGCGCUGUACAAAGACAACAGUAACACCAGCGCCUGGGUCCCUAAACGCCUCUUCAUUACCGGUGGACUUGCACACUUGCCCGGAAUGCGGGAACGUCUACAGAUUGAACUGCAGCAGUUACUCCCCUGGCAGGAGAAUGGCAGCGACCUCGAAGUUGUUGUUGCAGUCACCAUCCCUGCUCUUGGGCAUCUGGUGGACAUCAUCGAAAGCGAUUAUCGAAUAACCACACUCGGUUAG